Molecule: messenger RNA, 531 nt
Organism: Symbiodinium sp. CCMP2592
Lineage: Eukaryota; Dinophyceae; Suessiales; Symbiodiniaceae
Source: the annotation of a GenBank genome assembly
AUGGCGACGGCACUGAUGCGAUUUUGGUUCGGCCUUGGCCUUUGCGUGCUCAGCGUUUGGGGAACUGAGUUUGUUGAUGACGAGUGCGGUGACGACGGAGCCUGCAGUCUUGAGCUCCAUCAGCUGCGUGCGCAAAAGGAGGCAAAGGAAGUGCUUCAGCCAAGUCAGUCGGUGAACAAGACUGCCGGCAAGUGCACAGCUGCAGAUGUGGCCCUCAUGCAGAAGUUUGGGGGCGGUAAUGCUGAUGGCACCUUUCCCAAGAUCUUGUCGCAAUGCGGCAAGGGUUCAUACAGCUUCUGGAGUGGCUUCAAACAGGGUCAGAUGCAGAAUUGCAUCAUGGAGAAGGUUCAACUUAGCUCCGGCUGUGCCAGCUGCUAUGCCAUGUCUGGCCAGUACAGCUACGACAACUGCAAGAUGCCGUGCCUCUUCGGUGCCUGGUGCUCUGGUAGCUGCUUGAGUUGCUCCCAAGGGAACAAGGCAACCGUCGACCAAUGCGCGGGCGUGACGUCUCCAGAUGUGAAGCAGUGCUAA